Messenger RNA from Meyerozyma guilliermondii ATCC 6260, 675 nucleotides. RefSeq lists its product as uncharacterized. The record is from RefSeq and is a predicted model, not a curated record. The transcript has a single exon. NCBI's taxonomy places the organism in Eukaryota, Fungi, Ascomycota, Pichiomycetes, Serinales, Debaryomycetaceae. Bases 1 to 675 code for a protein of 224 amino acids.
AUGGCUGCAAUAUGCAACCGCUACUGCAUGGAAGCUGUCAAAAUGCGACAGAACAAAAUCAACUGCUCCUUACCUUUGAUGGACCCCACUACAGCGAAUGCGCUUUUGCGUCGACUAGACGACCUCGAGCUCCGAGUUGGGGCCUCUAGUGAUGACGAAGAUAGUGCUGAUCUCAAAAAUCAGGUCAAAUAUUUACAAAGAGACCUUCAUAAAUUGUAUGAAACGCGACCAGAAAUCAAGAAAUUGACAACUUUGACAGAACAAUUGAACCUUCUGAACGAACCCAGGGCACCUGUAGACACCCAAAGUGGCCAAUUGACUGCUGAAGAGAAGAAAAAGGUUCUUCUACUAAAAUAUCCCCAAGUAAAAACCGCCUAUAAUAAUCUCAUUGAGCUCAGUAAUAUGGACAUUUCACGGCUAAUUAACAAUAUUUCGUCGUUGCUGGACAAGACACGCAACCUUGGCAGUGACCGCAACAAGCUAUUGAGGCGAGAAAAGCAAAUCAAGCAGCUCACAAGCGACUUCCAUUGGCUCGUCGUGAAAAAUAUGUGUGUGUUGGAACGGUAUACCGCGCUAGCGAUUGAACAAAACGAGUUCUGGACCGACGUGGAGCGCCAAAUGAAGCAGAUCAGCACCGCAAUGACGAUUGAACGAAAAAAUCAGCCUAAAUACUGA